Molecule: messenger RNA, 2323 nt
Organism: Lolium rigidum
Lineage: Eukaryota; Viridiplantae; Streptophyta; Magnoliopsida; Poales; Poaceae
Product: 5'-nucleotidase domain-containing protein 4-like
Exons: 17
Coding region: 16-1893 (625 amino acids)
Molecular function (GO): 5'-nucleotidase activity
Source: RefSeq, a predicted model, not a curated record
AGCCCAGAAGCAGCAAUGGCGGACCCCGUCGAGCUCGUGCGACGCCUCUGCAUCCGGUUCCCUCCGCCGACGCAGCCCCCGCAGCGCUCCAGACCGCCGCGAUGCGUCGUCAGGACUCGCCUCGGCCGCCUCCCGGGCUCUCUCCUGUCGCUCCGGUGCCGCGCGCUCGACGCCAGCAAGCCGGCGGCGGUCCAGGGGGAGCAGUGCGAGGAGGACGACGACGAGGAACCCUACUUCUCAGUGACAUCGUCGAGACUGUCGGAGGUCGACUACCUCGGGGAGAGCACCAAGGGGGAUUUGAACGUACGGAGGAGGCACCUCGACGCGCUCGGUGGGAAUGGAAAGUCAACGCUGCAUGGUCCUAUAGAGGAGAUAGCUUGGAAAGAAGCCAGAGAAGCUGAAACGUUGCUCAGUGACUUGGGAAUUGCAGAUCCUUUAACAGUAAGGAACUCUCCUCGUGGAAUUUUCUGCACCAGGACGCUGAAUCUCCGAUCUAUCAGUGUCAUUGGCUAUGACAUGGAUUAUACCUUGAUUCACUACAAUGUGAUGGCCUGGGAAGGACGUGCAUAUGACUAUGGGAUGGCCAACCUGAAGGGCAUGGGUUUCCCUGUUGAUGACCUUGAAUUUGAUCCUGACCUGGUUAUUAGAGGUCUUAUUAUGGAUAAAGUAAAAGGAAACUUGGUAAAAGCUGACCGUUUUGGCUACAUAAAGAGGGUCAUGCAUGGUACCCGGAUGCUGCCCACUCGUGCUGUGAGUGAAAUAUAUGGACGGGAAUUGGUGGACCUGCGGAAAGAAAAUACAUGGGAGUUCCUUAAUACCCUCUUCUCUGUUUCAGAAGCUGUUAUGUUCAUGCAGAUGGUUGACAGGUUGGACCAAGGAUUGGUGCCUGCUGAACUUGGGCCACUGGAUUACAAAGGACUCUACGAUGCUGUUUCCAAAGCACUUUUUCGAGCACAUGUAGAAGGUCAACUCAAGAGCGAAAUAAUGGCUGAGCCAGAGCGAUUUGUGGAGCCUGAUCCAGAACUGCCUCUAGCUCUUCUAGAUCAAAAAGAGGCUGGAAAAAGGCUGCUUCUAAUUACUAACUCAGAUUACCACUAUACGAACAAAAUGAUGAAUCAUGCAUUCAAUCGCUUUCUUCCUAAUGAUAUGGGAUGGAGAGAUCUAUUUGAAAUGGUUAUAGUCUCCGCGAGGAAGCCAGAGUUUUUCCAAAUUUCGCAUCCAUUAUACGAGGUUGUAACUAACGACGGAUUAUUGCGUCCCUGUUUUAAAGCAAAUUCAGGUGGCUUGUACUCUGGUGGUAGUGCUCAGAUGGUUGAGAAGUCCCUAGAUAUUCAUGGAGAUGAGAUAUUAUAUGUGGGGGACCAUAUUUUCACAGAUGUAAGCCAAUCAAAAGUUCAUUUACGAUGGAGGACAGCAUUAAUAUGCCGAGAAUUGGAAGAUGAGUUUAACGCACUGAUCCAGAGCCAUACUCAGAAAGAAAAGCUUGUCACACUUAUAGAACAAAAGGAAAUUGUGGGAGACCUUUUUAACCAACUGCGCCUCGCUCUACAGAGACGCACAAAUUCACGUCCUGCACAGACGCUUGCUGCAACUUGUAUGAAUGAUCAGGAGCUUACAGAAAGUAUGCAAAAGUUGCUUAUUGUUAUGCAGAGAUUAGACGAAAAGAUUGCGCCAUUGCUUGAAUCGGAUGGAGAACUUUUCAAUAAAAGAUGGGGUUGGCUGUCGCGUGCUGGCCUAUCGGACAAGAGUCAUCUAACCAGGCAAAUUGAGAAAUAUGCUGAUAUAUACACAUCAAGGGUUUCAAAUUUCCUACACUAUACUCCAUUCAUGUAUUUCCGAUCACAAGAACAGACGCUUGCACAUGACGUUCAUUCCUAUUCGCGCGGUCAAUAACAUUGGUGUCAACGGCAUGGUCGAUGUUCAAUUCACAUGCGAUAGAUUAGGUGAUGGGGAAAAGAAGAGGUAAAGGAAUGCAGUGAAGCUGGUUGUGACUGUGGCCGUGGUUGCUGGCUGCAACAGCAUCUGGAUACCAUUGCAAAGACUGCUGACUCAGGAAAUCUUGCGAUGUGUAAGUAAUUUAUAGUCGUCUGGGCAUAUGUAAGUAAUUCAUUAGUGUAAAUUGUUAACACGAUUAGAAACUUAGAAUAAGCAACGUGGUUGAUUUUUUUUUUUGGUUUAUUGAGGAAUAAUAACGACUAGUGUGACUUGCAGUGCAUGAUAUAAAAUGUGACAAGAUGGAAGUGGAGAUCCGGUGGGUCAUUAUGUAAUCUUGUCCAAAUAUAUGUAUAAUGAAAAGGUUGCGUCUCUGUGACCAUAGAUGAAA